UCUCUCUUUUCAUAUCUUUUUCAACUCUCCUCCUCCUCACUCCACACUCCAUGGAUACACUGUGAGAGUCUCUCAACGGAUCUUUUUCUUUUUAAUCUGCCUCUGCCUCUGCCCCUCCCUCUCUGGUGUUCACCUAUAUACUUCUGCUACAGAAAAAGCCUCUUCUUUGUCAAAUUUCUCCCUUGUAAAGCUUUAAGUCUUUGGUUUCCUUAUUGGGUAACUUUCUUUUUCUUGUUCUUUGCGGCCUAACCUCACUUUUCAUGCUAGUUCCUGGGUUUUUUUUUUUCUAGGGUUUUGGAGUGAACUGUUCUUUUGUAUCAUUUCUUUCUAUUGGAGCAGAAACAAUUUUGUUCUAAGAUGAGUUUGGUUUUUUCUUGAAUAAGAUAUAUAUUUAUUUUUUUUCCUUUCUUGUAAUAGGGUUCUUGUCUCUUGAGCUUUUCUAAAAUAUUCUCAAACUCUUGGCCUUUUCUACCUUCUUUUUUAAGCCACACAAAUUUUUUUUCCUUAGUGUGUACUUUUUUAGGGUUUAGGGUUUUGUUACUCUCCCAUGUUUCCCAAUUAUCACAUCAAAAAGUGAAUUUUCAGCUUUUCCUGCAAUUGGAUCUCAAAAUUUCUUCAUAAUUCCAUCUCAGUCUUCAACUUUGAGUUCAAUUCAGAAAUGGGUUUCCUCCUCCAAAUUCUGGGUUUUCUUUGAAAUCUUCAAAUCACAAAAUCCAUUUUCCUUCUGAGAACUAUGUCUUCUCCUUGUUUAAGUGGAGGUAGUAGAACCUAUGGGUUCGAUUUAGAAAGAGUGAAAUCACCAUCAACGUCAACUAGAACUUCCCAAUCAUCUUCUCCAUCUUCUACCAUCUCUGAAUCUAGCAAUUCUCCUCUAGCAAUCACUACAAGAAAACCUCGAACUCCUCGAAAACGUCCCAACCAAACUUACAAUGAAGCAGCUGCUCUCCUCUCCACUGCCUACCCAAACAUCUUCUCCACCAAGCACCUCACCAAACCUCGCAAAUUCAUCAAACCUCAUCAGGAUACUCUUAUCCUCGACGAGUCCUCCCCGGAAUUACUAUGGCCUUUUCGAGUUCUCCACGACUCUGAUUUUCUUCUUCAUCAACCCAUCGAAAGUGGGAAACCCAGUAUUGUAAAUGAAUCAAAAGUAGCAAAUUUCAUGAUUUCUUGUGACAACAAAUCUUGCCAGAGUGGGAAUUCCAUGGAAUUCUGUGAUGGGUAUCAGGAAGAUUUCGAUGCUGAGUCAAUUCUCGAUGAGGAAAUCGAGGAGGGAAUCGAUGGUAUAAUGGGAAAUCUGAGAGUAAGCAAUGAAAACGCCGAGGUCUGGUCUAAUAAAGAUGGGAAUCCAAUGGGAUUUCAUUUCGGCUGGAAAUUCCAGCUGGGAGUUGGAAACGGAAUGAGAAAAGGAGUUAGAGCAUUGAGAUAUGGCGAUGAAGGAAAUUGGUGGAAUUUUCCAAUCGUCGAUAUGCUUCAAAUCUCGCCGAGACUUAACCACAACAACAUCAAGGUUUCAGAUUCGAAGCCGAAAGUGAAGCCGAAUUUUAAUUCUGGCGAGAAAAAGAAGAAGAAGAAGAAGAAGAAGGAGAAACCAGCUGUGGAGUUGAAGAAUUCGGAGUUGGCGAAGAAGAAUUCAAUUCCGCAACCGAAUUCCGGUUUGUUAUUGAAACUAAACUACGACGGCGUUUUGGACGCUUGGUCAGACCGUGGGUCUCCGUUUUCGGACGAUCUUUGGGGAUCCGAAGGAAAUGAUUUCUCUGCUAAAUUGGCAGAAAUGGAUAUAUUUUCAGAAAAUGGAAUAAGAGAAGCUAGUGUAUUGCGAUACAAGGAAAAACGACUUACACGUCUUUUCUCUAAGAAGAUCAGGUAUCAAGUUAGAAAAGUCAAUGCUGAUCAACGGCCUAGAAUGAAGGGGAGAUUUGUGAGAAGGCCAAAUUCAAGCGCUGAUAAUCAGAGAUGAGAAGAGAAGAAUAAUAUUAUGUUUGAAGUGAAAAAAAUGGUAUUUUUUUUAUUUUGUUGUUUGAUUAAUUUUUUACUUUCUCAUCACAUUAAAAGGGAGAGAUGAAGACUAGGUAAGAAGAGGAGAAGAGGAAUAGUCCAACAAGUUUUUGCCCUGCUUUCUCUUUUCUCUAUAAUGUUUCUGUUUGUUUUCUAGUCUUUGGAAGAUGCCCUUUUUUUUUUCCUCCUCAAUUUUAUUUUAUUCCAUAAGCCAUAUGAAGUCUUGUGAUUUUUGCUUCCAA
This is a messenger RNA of Hevea brasiliensis (rubber tree), 2237 nucleotides long. Its product is annotated as protein CHLOROPLAST IMPORT APPARATUS 2. Gene Ontology annotation, biological process: regulation of DNA-templated transcription. The coding region runs from base 734 to 1957 and encodes 407 amino acids. Gene Ontology annotation, cellular component: nucleus. Gene Ontology annotation, molecular function: protein binding. Lineage: Eukaryota; Viridiplantae; Streptophyta; Magnoliopsida; Malpighiales; Euphorbiaceae. The transcript is spliced from 3 exons. The record is from RefSeq and is a predicted model, not a curated record.